This is a messenger RNA of Carlito syrichta (Philippine tarsier), 945 nucleotides long. Its product is annotated as olfactory receptor 10K2-like. Gene Ontology annotation, cellular component: membrane. Lineage: Eukaryota; Metazoa; Chordata; Mammalia; Primates; Tarsiidae. Gene Ontology annotation, molecular function: G protein-coupled receptor activity; olfactory receptor activity. Gene Ontology annotation, biological process: G protein-coupled receptor signaling pathway. The record is from RefSeq and is a predicted model, not a curated record.
AUGGAGUGGGUCAAUGAGACUGCGUUGAGAGAAUUUGUCUUCCUUGGCUUCUCCUCCCUGGCCAGGCUCCAGCAGUUGCUCUUCAUCGUUUUCCUGCUCUUCUACCUGUUCACUCUGGGUACCAAUGCCAUCAUCAUCAUUUCCACCAUUGUGCUGGACAGAGCCCUUCAUACUCCCAGGUACUUCUUCCUCGCCAUCCUCUCCUGCUCUGAGACUUGCUACACCUUCGUCAUUGUACCCAAGAUGCUGGUUGACCUGCUGGCUCAGAAAAAGACUAUUUCCUUUCUGGGCUGUGCCAUCCAGAUGUUUACUUUCCUCUUCCUCGGCUGCUCUCACUCCUUCCUGCUGGCAGCCAUAGGUUAUGAUCGCUAUGCAGCCAUCUGUAACCCACUGCGCUACACAGAGCUCAUGAGAUACAGGGUGUGUGUGGGACUAGUUGUUGCCGCCUGUGCCUGUGGCUUUACUGUUGCACAGAUCAUCACAUUCUUGGUAUUUCACCUGCCCUUCCACUCUUCCAAUGAACUACAUCACUUCUUCUGUGAUAUCUCUCCUGUCCUCAUGCUGGCAUCACACCAUACUCACUGUCAAAUUGUCAUCUUCAUACUCUGCAUGUUGGUUCUGGUUACUCCCCUCUUGUUGAUCUUGGUAUCCUACGUUCAUAUCAUUUCUGCCAUACUCCAAUUUCCUUCUACAUUGGGCAGGUACAAAGCUUUCUCCACCUGUGCCUCUCACCUCAUUGUUGCCACUGUCCACUAUGGCUGUGCCUCCUUUAUCUACUUAAGGCCAAAAUCCAACUACUCGUCAAGCCAGGAUGCUCUGAUAUCAGUGUCUUACACCAUCUUAACUCCGUUGUUCAAUCCCGUGAUUUACAGCUUGAGAAAUAAAGAGUUCAAGUCAGGUCUUUGCAGAGUUGUGGGAAGAACAAUUUCCCUGCCACAACAUUAA